GACCACAAUUUGGAGAUAGUGAUUUAAUGCUUAAAAACAAUAAUGAAUUUGGAUUUAAAGUAUUCUGUAAAAAACGAUGUUAUGAAUUUCCUAUAAGAGAAACCACAGAUAUUUCAUAUGUCGAAGAUUACGAAGUAUUUCAAAUUAUUUGUAAUGUAAAUAAAAAGACGGCGAGAAAUGAAAUUAAAAAUGAAAAGAUGAACAAUGUAAAGACUAAUAAUGAAAAUGUAAAGAUGAAUAAUGAAAAUGUAAAGACGAACAAUGUAAAUAUAGAGACAGUUGAGAAGAAAAAUAAUAAUUAUUAUACAGAGAUAGUUGAGAAUGAAAAUAAUUAUUAUUAUGAAAAAGCUAUAUCCCAAUGUUCUGAAAGAGGAUUAUAUUUUGCAGCGAAAUGGUAUAUAUUAUAUACACGUAUAUAUGUACAUUUUACAAUUAGUACAAGACUGAUCGGCGGCAGAAACUUUGGAUGGACUUUCCUCUUCAACUAG
Messenger RNA from Dentiscutata erythropus, 488 nucleotides. The record is from the annotation of a GenBank genome assembly. Lineage: Eukaryota; Fungi; Glomeromycota; Glomeromycetes; Diversisporales; Gigasporaceae.